This is a messenger RNA of Eurypyga helias (sunbittern), 1100 nucleotides long. It is a transcript of the gene CNDP1, whose product is annotated as carnosine dipeptidase 1 (metallopeptidase M20 family). Gene Ontology annotation, biological process: proteolysis. Gene Ontology annotation, molecular function: dipeptidase activity. Gene Ontology annotation, cellular component: cytosol. The annotation marks the transcript as partial. The record is from RefSeq and is a predicted model, not a curated record. Lineage: Eukaryota; Metazoa; Chordata; Aves; Eurypygiformes; Eurypygidae. The transcript is spliced from 8 exons.
GAAAUCUGUAUGGGCGUGGAGCAACUGAUAAUAAAGGACCUGUCUUAGCUUGGAUAAAUGCUGUGGAAACAUUUAGAGCCUUGAAAUUAGCUAUGCCAGUAAACUUCAAGUUUGUAAUUGAAGGCAUGGAAGAAGCAGGGUCCUUGGGGCUAGAAAAGUUACUUGAAGAAGAAAACCAGUGCUUUUUCUCUGAUGUUGAUUAUAUUGUGAUUUCGGACAACCUCUGGCUCAGCAACAAGAAGCCUGCUCUUACUUACGGGAGUCGGGGAAAUGCCUGCUUCUUUGUGGAGGUUGAAUGUGGCGGGAAGGACCUUCACUCUGGGACUUUUGGAGGCAUCGUUCACGAGCCGCUGACAGACCUGAUAGCUCUGCUGGACAGCCUGGUAGAUCCUACAGGUCGCAUCCAGAUCCCUGGAAUCUAUGACAGCGUCGCUGCCCUAACGGAGGAGGAGAAGAAAUUGUAUGAAUCGAUUGAAUUUGACCUAGAAGAACAUAAAAAUAAUACCGGUGUGAAAAAAUUCCUCUAUGACAGCAAGGAAGAAAUACUUCUACACCUGUGGCGUUACCCUUCUCUCUCCAUUCAUGGGAUUGAAGGAGCUUUCCAUGAACCGGGAAUUAAAACUGUCAUUCCAGCAAAAGUGAUUGGCAAAUUCUCAAUCCGCCAGGUCCCCCACAUGGACCUUUCGGUUGUGAAACAACAGGUGGUGGAGUACUUGGAGGGUGUCUUUUCCAAAAGGAACAGCCCAAACAAGCUGAAAGUGUCUAUGCCUCUGGGUGCAAAGCCUUGGCUCACUGAUGUUAAUGAUCCACUCUAUAAAGCUGCAAGAAGGGCAAUAAAAACAGUUUUUGGAGAAGAUCCAGACUUUAUUCGGGAUGGCUCAACAAUCCCUGUUGCCAGAAUGUUUCAGACUAUAACACAGAAAAGCGUGGUGAUGUUUCCAAUCGGAGCAGCUGAUGAUGGGGAGCACUCCCAGAACGAGAAGAUUAGCAGACACAACUACAUUGAAGGAACCAAAGCGUUUGCAGCCUUUUUCCUGGAGAUAUCAAAGUUACAUCGGCACACACACAAAACUUCCAACACGGAGCCGAACAACUGCUAG